AUGGGGGUGAACCCAAGAUCUCUACAAGGUCAGAACGUGGCUAGAUUUCUAGCGGACUUGUCAAUUACCGAAGGUCUGUCCUAUAACACAAUUCUCCUUCAUAGAGCUGCCAUAACUACCUUCUGCGCUGGUGGACCUGCCUCAGACGCAUCUACUGACUUUCUAGUUCGACAAACCCUCAAGGCUAUCUCGAUUGCUAAGCCUCGUGAGAUCAAAUCCCCUAUCUGGGAUGCUCGGAUUCUUCUCAACUGGCUAGCUAAACCUACGGAUACCUUAUCUUUAUUUGAGAUUUCCAGGCGGACAGCAACCCUACUCCUAUUAGCUUCUGGACGACGAAAUCACGAUCUGACACUUUUAAGAAUGUCAAAAGACUACCUAGAGAAUCGAGAAGAUGAUAUAGUUAUGUGGCCAACCUUCGGCUCUAAGACGGACCGAGUUUCUUUUAGACAAUCGGGUUGGAGGAUUUCCAAACACCCGAAUAUCUGGCUGUGUCCUAUCACAUGGAUCAGGACAAAGCUUAAAAGGGCACAGGAAAGAAGAAAAGAUUUCAAUGUCGAUGCUCUUUUCAUAACCAUCUAUGGAGACGUUAAGCCUGCGUCUAGAACUGUCAUCCCUAAUUGGAUCAGAUCAGUCCUCAAGAAAGCCGGAAUAGAUGCCUCACCAGGAAGCAUUCGUUCAGGGAUAGCCUCACGAAGUUGGCUAGACGACCUCCCUGUCCAGGACAUUCUAGACCGUGGUAACUGGAGAUGCUCCGAAACCUUUAAGAAACAUUAUUACCGUGAAGUUUCAAAUGACAAUCAGCUCGAUCCUAGUUUAUCUUUUCCGAAGUUUACUCCUAUUUAA
Molecule: messenger RNA, 843 nt
Organism: Belonocnema kinseyi
Lineage: Eukaryota; Metazoa; Arthropoda; Insecta; Hymenoptera; Cynipidae
Exons: 1
Coding region: 1-843 (280 amino acids)
Biological process (GO): DNA recombination; DNA integration
Molecular function (GO): DNA binding
Source: RefSeq, a predicted model, not a curated record